Messenger RNA from Komagataella phaffii GS115, 1059 nucleotides. Its product is annotated as Member of silencing information regulator 2 (Sir2) family of NAD(+)-dependent protein deacetylases. Lineage: Eukaryota; Fungi; Ascomycota; Pichiomycetes; Pichiales; Pichiaceae. Bases 1 to 1059 code for a protein of 352 amino acids. The transcript has a single exon. Gene Ontology annotation, molecular function: NAD+ binding; histone deacetylase activity, NAD-dependent. The record is from RefSeq and is a predicted model, not a curated record.
AUGGAAGAAGCGUUGCAACCAUUGGUUGAAAGAUUGAAAAAAGGAAAUGUCAAGAUAUCGUUAAUGACAGGAGCUGGUAUCUCAACUGGAGCUGGUAUUCCAGACUUCAGAUCUCCAAAAACAGGACUAUAUCAUAAUUUGGCACGUUUGAAUCUUCCCCAUCCUGAAGCGGUAUUUGAGAUCAACUACUUCAGAGAAAACCCUCAUGCUUUUUACACAUUGGCUGACGAACUUUACCCUGGGAGAUUUUUACCUACGAAAUUCCAUUUUCUUAUCAGACUAUUGCAAGACAAGAAGCUGUUAAGAAGGGUGUACACACAGAAUAUCGAUGCUCUGGAGAGAUUGUCCGGUGUUUUAGAUGAUUACAUAGUGGAGGCACAUGGCUCUUUUGCCAGAAACCAUUGUAUUGAUUGUCACAAACCAAUGUCGAUUGCAGAUCUGAGAAAAGAUAUGAAGGAUAAAUCUCUAAAGGGGAUCCCAACAUGUCGUCAUUGCAAGGGUUAUGUGAAGCCUGAUAUUGUGUUUUUUGGCGAAUCUCUUCCCCGUAGGUUUUUUGAUUUGUGGGAGGAAGAAAUUGAGGAAUAUGACGUUGCAAUUGUCGCAGGAACAAGUUUAACGGUAUUUCCAUUUGCUAUGUUACCUUCUGAGGUAAGCAAAGAUUGCCUUAGAGUCCUUAUCAACAAAGAUAAAUGUGGUACAUUUGAAACUGAUCCAAGGGACUCUGAUGUGGUAAUCCAAGACGAAUGUGAUAAAGUUGCAGAACUUCUGGUGGAUUUACUGGGUUGGAGAGAUGAGUUUGAUCAAUUAGUUGAGGAAGCUACGAAGAAACAUAAAGAGAAUAGAUUAGGAUUAGGGUUAGACGAAACCCAAGCACUUUCUGAAAAGUUGGCCAAAGAAAUUGAGCAGGAUAUCCAAACAAACACUGAACCCAGAGAUGAAGAGAAUGACAUUUCUGAUAUAGUAGAGGAGAUUAACGAAUUAGUCAUAUCUUCAGAGUCCAAACCUUCAAAGGACUCUGAGUCUAACCAUGACUCUGAGCCUGAGAUAACAGAUGAAUGA